AUGAAGUCCACCACCAUCGUGACCUUCGCCGGGCUUCUUGAUGUUGUCCUUGGCCAUGGCUACUUGACCAUCCCAUCUAGUCGCACCCGGCUCGGCGCAGAGGCCGGCAUCGACUCUUGCCCCGAAUGCACCAUCCGCGAGCCCGUCUCCGCGUGGCCAGACCUCACAGCCGCUACUGUCGGACGCAGCGGUCCCUGCGGCUACAAUGCUCGUGUCUCCGUCGACUACAACCAGCCCUCCACGAACUGGGGCAACUCGCCCGUAGCGACCUACACCCGUGGCCAGGUCGUCGACGUGCAGUGGUGCGUGGACAACAACGGUGACCACGGCGGCAUGUUCAGCUACCGCAUCUGCCAGGAUCAAGCCCUCGUCGACAAGUUCACCACGCCGGGAUACCUGCCCACCGAUGCCGAGAAGCAGGCCGCCGAGGACUGCUUCCAGCGCGGGACGCUCUCCUGCACCGACGUCUCCGGCCAGAACUGCAACUACAGCCCGGAUUGCUCCUCCGGACAGCCUUGCUGGAGGAACGACUGGUUCACUUGCAACGCGUUCCAGGCGGACAGCCGGAGGGGAUGCCAGGGUGUCGACAACGCGCCUCUGGGCUCUUGCUACACCUCCAUCGCGGGUGGCUACACCGUGACGAAGAAGAUCAAGAUCCCCGACUACGUCUCGAACCACACCCUGCUCUCGUUCCGAUGGAACUCGUUCCAGACGGGCCAGGUCUACCUGACCUGCGCCGACAUCGCCAUCUCGGGCGGCAGCGGCGGCGGCGGCAACCCCGUCACCUCGACGCGCACCACCUCUGCCGCCGCCACGGCGACGAGUGGCAGCUGCACGGCGGCCAGCAGCGUGGCCGUCACCUUCAACGAGCGCGUGACGACGGUGCUGGGCCAGACGAUCAAGAUUGCGGGGUCGAUCGCGGCGCUCGGAAACUGGAACGCGGCGUCGGCGCCGGCUCUUUCGGCGUCGGGUUACACGAGCUCGAACCCGGUGUGGUCCUACACGGUGACGCUGCCGGUCGGGACGACGUUUGAGUACAAGUUCAUCAAUGUUGCGUCGAGCGGGACGGCGACGUGGGAGAGCGACCCUAACCGAUCAUACACGGUGCCAAGUGGUUGCGCGACUGCUGUCACCGUCAGCAGCAACUGGAAGUAA
Messenger RNA from Colletotrichum karsti, 1155 nucleotides. RefSeq names its product starch binding domain-containing protein. Gene Ontology annotation, molecular function: starch binding. Lineage: Eukaryota; Fungi; Ascomycota; Sordariomycetes; Glomerellales; Glomerellaceae. The transcript has 2 exons. The record is from RefSeq and is a predicted model, not a curated record. Bases 1 to 1155 code for a protein of 384 amino acids.